This is a messenger RNA of Leucoraja erinaceus (little skate), 5866 nucleotides long. RefSeq names its product zinc finger DHHC-type containing 11 (gene zdhhc11). The coding region runs from base 860 to 2581 and encodes 573 amino acids. Gene Ontology annotation, biological process: peptidyl-L-cysteine S-palmitoylation; protein targeting to membrane. Gene Ontology annotation, molecular function: protein-cysteine S-palmitoyltransferase activity. Gene Ontology annotation, cellular component: endoplasmic reticulum; Golgi apparatus. The transcript is spliced from 11 exons. The record is from RefSeq and is a predicted model, not a curated record. Lineage: Eukaryota; Metazoa; Chordata; Chondrichthyes; Rajiformes; Rajidae.
CUAACUCCCUCUUAAAUAUAGCCAAUGAACUGGCCUCAACUACCUUUUGUAGCAGAGAAUUCCACAGAUUCACCACUCUCGGUGUGAAAAAUGUUUUUCUCAUCUCGGUCCUAAAAGAUUCCCCCCUAAUCCUUAAACUGUGACCCCUUGUUCUGGACUUCCCCCAACAUCGGGAACAAUCUUCCUGCAUCUAGCCUGUCCAACCCCUUAAGAAUUUUGUAAGUUUCUAUAAGAUCCCCUCUCAAUUUUCUAAAUUCUUGUGAGUACAAGCCGAGUCUUUCCAGUCUUUCUUCAUGUUUGCCCUUUCUGGUUUUAAGCAUCCGAUCAUAAUUUGGUGAUGAACUGCUGUGGAAAGGACCAAGCAAUUUGUUUGAUGGGGAAGUGCUGCGUUAUCGAAUCGAGUCGUUGUCAAGGUACCUUUGCCCUACAUACUUUUGUGAUAUUGUCUGUGCCUGAUGUUUAUGCUGGGUCCUUCAGAGGGAAAGUCCUGCACUUCUCAGCACCAGCAUGCAGGUUCUUGAGCCUUCGGCUGAUUGUUUUCCAUUCUACGACCAGUUCAUCUCAAGCUUUUACAGAGAGCAAGAUUGUUUCAUCUUGCUUCGUGUUGAUUCCGUUCACUCGUUAGCAUUUAGUAAGGCUGGCCACUUCCUUUCACGGUUUCCUCUUUCUCCAAGGGAGGAGGGUUCUCAGGUAGUUGUGACAGAGUGUGCAAGAUCUCUGACUGAAGGAAAUCACUUGCUUGCGAUUCUGCAGGCAUGAGAGCAUCAGACUGGGUGGCUGAGCACAAGCAGCAGCUGAAGGACUGAGACGAUGUAGAUAGAUCCGAGGCGAGAGCAGCAGGGGAUUUUAUUUUUUUUCCAUGCCUUCGGGUAAAAUGUCAGUGAUCGAUUCUGCAGUACACUAUCCUUGCUCAUGUGGUGCUCAAAGCUGUGAUCACUUCAAAGGAUACAGCGUUGUGGUGGUGAACCGUUAUGGACAAGUCGGAUUUUUUCACCAUUAUUUUCAAUGCUGCUGCGUGAUCUGGCACUGGAUGAAUUGUUAUGACCGGCGACUACGUAAAACUGGACCUGAACGGGAGAACAGCAGGAAUGAUCUAGUUACACCUCCAGCACGUUCACGAGUCAACGGUUGGACCUUACCUCUCCAUUCCUUCCAGUUAAUUGCCUGGGUGCUCUAUAUCUACCUGGCAAUUGUUGCCUUUGGAAUUUACAUACCAAUGUUGCCAUAUGCAUGGAAGUACGUUGGUUAUGCUAUAAUUGGGCUGUUCUUUGUGUAUCAUUUCAUUGUGCACCUGGUUGCUGUAUCUAUUGACCCAGCUGACAACAGCGUGCGGGCCAGGAAGAACUACAAUAUUCCGAUGCCAACUCUUGACCGAGCCAAGCAUCCCCAUGUCAUUCAGAACCAGCACUGCUACCUCUGUGAAGUGGAUGUAGGAAUGAAGGCCAAACACUGCAGCACUUGUAACAAAUGCAUUUCAGAUUUUGAUCAUCAUUGCAAAUGGCUCAACAAUUGCGUUGGAGGAAGGAACUACUGGUUUUUCUUCCACACGGUGGUGUCCGCAGUGCUCGGCAUCCUGCUGAUUGCACUAGUUAUCAUUUAUGUUUUCAUCCAGCAGUUUGUAAAUCCUGCAGAACUCCGCACGGCUCCACAGUUUAAAGAUGUUCAAGGAAACAACACAUGGUUAGCGUUUUUACCCAUUGCACCAGUGGAAACAUCACAAGCUGGGAUUUUAGGCAUCGCAGGAAUCACCAUUAUCCUCAGCCUUGCCUCGCUGAUGCUACUUGGUCACCUGCUGUGCUUUCACAUUUACCUGUCCUUGAAGAAGUUGAGUACUUACGAGUACGUUGUACGGGAACGUCACAAUCAGGACAUCCGGGACCAUGGGAACGAUCCUGAGUCUGCACAUACUGCAUCUGCUCGGAUGACCACUCUUCAGGGUCUACCUGAGGCCAAGUCUCAACCUGAAAUAGAGGUCACCACAUCCUCCAGAUUGAGUGGUUUAAAAUACCAAGAUCAAGGUCCGGUUGGCAGCAGAUUGCCCAAUGGAAUCUGUCUCGAGGCGUCCAGUGUUUCCACAACUAUAAGCUCCUCUCAUAGUGGUCAGUCAUUGAAUACGAAGAUCAAAAAUGGUUCGAAAGGGGCUUUUCACCUCGAUGAGACCAAGUUCGCUUCAGAGAGGACAUCCGCUGUGAGCUCCAUUCCUGAACCGCUGGAAAGCUCCGAAGGAAAGGUGCAGAAUGACCAGAAGAACUUCCAGGGAUCUCACCGGCAAAGCUUGGAGUCUAUCGAAGAGAUCCCAGUGGUGCAGAGCCCCCUUGGCAGCGCAUCGAUGGACAGCGGAUGCAAGGAAGGAAUGAGUAAUGCAGAGAAGUGUCUUGAUGCGUCCAACCAAAGUGUGCUCCCUGACAACGCUCCCAGCUCACUGGCAAACCAAAGAGACUCGACACAGCCAUCCACAAAAGCUAUGAACCAGCCAGCGGCAAGGACUUACUUGGUUACACAGGAUUCAGAAAGAGCUCAUCAGAAGCACAGCCAAUUAGCACAGCAGUCCAGUAAAGCUAGCCAGAAUAGUCUUGGAUAAAUUAAACUCUCCUCUUUUUUUUUUUUUUUUUUUUUUUUUUCCCCCCGCGCGGCCAGCCAUCACGGAUUUAAAACACCAAUGUUACUGGUGUCUUUUAAUAAUGAUUCAACAAUCAGCGAUGCAGUGUUUCUGGGUGGGAAAUUAUUUGCAUCGGAGGUUCCACUCCCUUUAUUUUCCUGUGAUAGACCUUUUCUGUUGAAGAGCGUGAAAACUAAUAAUCACUAGAGAUGAUUUUGGCUGAUGUGAACCAUGUGGGCUUCUGGAGAUUAUGGCGCCUCCUUUGUUGACAUAAGUGGAGUGGAACUCCCUCGCGUCCCCAGUCUCAAGCUUGGGACCCUGUGCCAAAUUCUGGCCAUGUUAUGGGGCAGUGACAUGACACCUGAGAAAUGGCACGAGACGUUUGCACACCUCGAUCCAUCUGCUGGAGGAGGGAGGGACCUGACCUUCUCACCAGGAAAGCCGGCCUGACUGUGAAGGGAGAGGACCGAAAUGGUUUCAUGUCUGAAGGAAGGCCCGCACCAAGGAAAAGAAAGGAAACCGACCCUCCUGGGAAUCGAUUCACUUUCUCCAAAGAACAUCCAAGGGGCCUUAAUUGUGGUCGUCCCGGGGAAACCCGGAAACUUUCUCCGAUCCAGCUUUUAACACUGAAACUGCGAUCCUGAAUUCUUAUCAAAAACUCGAGUUUAAAAAAUAUUAACUGCUUGCUUUUCCGUGUGUUAUCUGAGGCUGUCCCUCAGGGUUUAAGGAUGAAUUGCUACUACUUUAGGGUUGUGGGUGCUGAGGUGGAAGUUGGUUAAAGGUCACGGUGGGGACUGCUGGCUCUGCCUUAGAUGAGCAGGCGGUGAGUGAGUACUACGGUCCUUCAGCUGCUGAUAGGGAUGGGGGCUCCUGCUGGCCCCAAUGAAAAGACUUGAACGUUCUCAGUGCCCACUUGGGUACUCCUCCCGCAGUUUGACAGGUCACAGGCAGCAAUUCCCAUGGGUCAGUAAAUGCAUUCCAUCUUUUCCAUGGUAUAAAUAAUUUGAUUUUUAGCUUCAAGCACAUUCCACUUUGCCGAUGACCAAAACAGCUACGUACGUAAUAGGACAUGUGGAACACUCUCUUUGCAAUUUCUUUUAGUUAAUGUGUAUUUAAUAGUGUAAACCUGGUUGCAGAUUACAAGGAGACACAAGGAAUUGCAGAUGCUGGAAGCUUGAGUAUAUCACAAAGUGCUGGAGGAACUCAACGAGCAAAGCAGCAUCUCUGGAGGGAAUAGACGGACGACGUUUCGGCUCAGAGUCUGAAGAACGGUCCCGAUCUGAAACGUUGCUUAUUCAUUCCCUCCACAGAUGCUACCGGAUCCACUGGGUUACUCCAGCAUUUUGUACGUUACACUUCAUUACAAGUUUAAGUAUCUUCAAGCCUGAGCCAAUGGUCUGCAAAAUACCUUAAAAAAAAAGUAUAUGAAGCAUAAUAAAAUAAGAGUUCUGACAAUGUGUCUUUGACCUGAAACGUUAACACUGUUUCUUUAGCCAUAGAUGCAGCUUGAACUACUGAGUAUUUCCAGCAUUUUCUGUUUUUAUAUUAAGUACAUGUGAAUUUCCAACAUUUAAACUACUUUUGCAAGCUUGUGUUUGGUACCUUCACCUUCCAUGAAUGUCGACUUCAUGUUGAACUGAUGUCCAGCACAACAUGCAAUUACGGAAAAUGAUUUAUUGUGAGUCGCACCCCUAGUUUUCCACAUUUUACAAACUCGUGAAAAUGUGAGCUGCUUUUAGCAAACUUUACAUAUAGCAAGUCUACUUUUAUGAAAUGAAGAAUGUUGAAUGUGAACAAGGUUAUGCUUUUAUACACUAACAAGCAUGUAGAAAUCUUUUUACUACCAACACAAUUUGCCCUUGGUUCUUAAAUAGGUUGUACAGUUUCUCCAGCAGAAGGUCUGUUGGAUGCAAGGUAUUAUGUAUUGCAUUGAAAUGAAAUAUGAAGAUCUUUAUUUCUAGUGAUAUGAAGUUAGUACUUUUGAAGUAUUUUGAAAUUGAAUUACUUGGAAGAAAUGAGAUAUAAAUAUGAGAUAGAGGAUUCCUGUUAUAUUAACAUCUACACUAAUCCAUUUGAGUAAAUGUAAGGCAGUUGCUCAGUGGUCUUUAUUAAAUAUUUUCAGUGAGGCUAAUUUUGCCACCAUUUAAAAGAUAUCAAUCAAUUUAUUUCCGUCUGCACUUCCUGUUUAAAUUAUUUCCAUUGCAGCUCGCUGCAUUAAUAUUUACGUUGGAAAUUACCUUGGUAAGCUGUCAUACUCCAAUACAGGUUGCUGUACCACUUCCUGUUACUGUUGGAGUGUAACAGAUGACAACAUGCAUUUUCCAUUCAAAAUGUUGAUAUGAAAAGUUACAGCAGAGAAGUCUAAAAAGACAACGGGUCACGUUUCGGGUUCAGACUGAAGUAGGGUCUCGACCCGAAAUGUCUCCCAUUCCAUCUCUCCAGAGAUGCUGCCUGUCCCGCUGAGUUACUCCAGCAAUUUGUAUCUAACCUCUAAAAAGACAACGAUUUGAAUUGGGACUGAAUUAUUUCUCCAUUUCAUGUUCCAAUUAUUCUGGCCCCUUAAAUCCUGCAGAUGAGGUCCACAGUUGUCCUCCACUCCCUAUGUCUAUUAUAACCAGAGUUUAGUUAAAGAUAAUUGAUGGAUUUUACAUUUUUUUAAAAAAUAAAUGGAAAUUAAUUUAACAUAAAACGGCAGACUUCAACUAAUCAUUACUUCAUAGGAGGUCCUAAUAACAGUUGGGAUGUAGAAUCUUUUGGAGUUUGUCACUAAACUUCAGCAAAGACAACCAGCUUGAGUUGAACCACUCCUUGGGUAGAAAGGUUUGAAGAACGGUUGGAUGAAGGCAACCAAUGUUUAUUAGUGUUUUUCCAUCAGUUAUUGGACAACCAGGGACAGUGAUGUGCGCUGUGGUUAAGAUAUGCCCUUUCCUGCCAAAUGCAGGGAUAGAGCAUGCGUAUCGAAUUAGAAUUUAACUUGCCGUUUAAAUGCACUAUUCUAUUGAUAAAUACUGUGUUCAACGUGACACUUUUUAAGCUGUAAUAGUUAUGAUUUGAUUUGUGUUUUAGUGCCCAUUUUGUGGAACUCAAAACUGUUUUUAAAUGUGUGAAUGAAUAGAGAAGUAGGAUGUAGGAAUAUUUUUACCAUCACUUUCUGUUUCUUUGGCACGUUCUGCCUUUUUUGUUGGUUACUUUCAGCCUCUGCAACACAUUUGAAAUGAACCAGUGUAUGAGAGAGAGCAAAUAAAAUAUGACUAAUUAUGACAAUCA